This is a messenger RNA of Amblyraja radiata (thorny skate), 4858 nucleotides long. RefSeq names its product dispatched RND transporter family member 3 (gene disp3). The transcript is spliced from 22 exons. The record is from RefSeq and is a predicted model, not a curated record. NCBI's taxonomy places the organism in Eukaryota, Metazoa, Chordata, Chondrichthyes, Rajiformes, Rajidae. The coding region runs from base 775 to 4824 and encodes 1349 amino acids. Gene Ontology annotation, cellular component: cytoplasm.
GGAGGGAGGGAGGCCGGCGCGGAGCUGAGCUGAGCGGGGCUGAGCUGAGCUGGACAGCGCUGCCGGGAUAACGAUCACCAUCCCGGCUGCGAUUGGUGCGCACCCGAGCCGCCAACAAAACAAAAAGCGGAGCGUGGGGCAGGCUUGAGUUAAAGGCAGGAGCUCAUUCUGUUGUUGCUGCUGCGGCGGCGGUGAUGGUGGUGGUUGUGGCAGCAGCAGCGGCGAUAGCUGGCUGACCGACUAGCCGCCUCUCAGCUACCAGGCUCCCGCCCCCACUCUUCGCCCUGCCCGCUGUCCCGGGCUCACCUUCUAGGCUGCAAAGGUGAAACUCGUCCCCGUUACUUUAUCCCUAUCCCUCUCUCUCUCUCCCCGCCCUCCACCAUCUCCCCCUCCUCCUUUCUCCCUCUCCUCCCGCCUUUCACGGCCGCGGGAGCAGCACCUCCAGCCGCCAACUUCCACCCUCCUCUAGAAGAGGGUCUCCCCCCCCUCUUCACCCAGUGAUCACUCCACCGUCUGGUUUCUGUUGGAGACUAUCCCCAUCACGUGCAAGGGACAAGGCAUCGAUACACUGGUUUCUCUGGAAGAGAUUUAUUGAUGCGAAGAAUGGCAUACCAGGCAGAUUGACCAACGACCUUUCCAGGAUCUUCAAGCAACGUACACAGAUAUUGUAAACUGGGUUUGUGCAGAAGACCCAUCUGAGGACAAGGAGAGUCAAGGAUCCAAUUCGAUUUCAUCUCUUUCGACACAUCCCACCUUCCUCGGGCAGGUAUUAGAAUGGAAAGUGAUGAUGACCCUUUGGUGCAGCACCUGUGGCUGGAAGAAGAAGACUAUGAUGUAUCUGUCAGCUCGCACAGCGGAGAAAAACUCUGCAAGAAAUGCCACUGCAGCAUUAAAAGACUCUUCCAUGAUUUGAAAGUUAAAGGUUUUUGGGGAAUAGUCGGAUGGAUAUUCACGAACCCAUAUUGUACUGCCUUAAUCUUAGUAAUAGGUUGCACAAUUCCCACAAUUCUGACUGUUGUCAUGUUUAUGCAUUGUUCUUACCUCGACAUAGAUAUAUCCUACAAUGCCUUUGAGAUUCGCAACCAUGUGUCUUCGCAGCACUUUGAUGCUUUGACCCUUGCUUUAAAAUCCCAGUUUGGGUCUUGGGGGAGGAAUCGACGCGAUCUCGCGGAGUACGCUUCUGCGACAUUGGAGAAGCUCAUCAUCGAAGAAUUACAGAGACUGCACAGUAAUAAUUCACAGUUUGUCACUGCCGCCCAAGACAAAGUCAAUCGUAAAUCUAGUGAAAGCCUAUGGCCGGAUGGGAUCCGGCUGCGGAAACAUGACCUGCCCGCCCAUUCGGCCACAAACGAGAGCUGCAGCAGAUUGCGAGUACGGCAAUCGAGGGCCGUGUCCCGUAAAAACUAUCCGAGCACUUACAUUAACGGAGACACACAGACGCAUGCCCUGUGGAGGAUGGAGCUGGUAUUUCUAGCAAGAGGUGACGAUGACAGGAACAUCUUCACCAAAGAGCGUUUGUUGACUAUUCAUGACAUUGAAAAAAAAGUAAUGGACCACCCUAGGUUUCGGGAAUUUUGCUGGAAACCUCAUGAAGUUCUCAGAGAUAUGCCUCUUGGUUCAUACUCCUAUUGCUCGCCUCCAAGUUCCCUCAUGACCUAUUUUUUCCCGACAGCACAAGGUGGAAGGAUUUACUAUGAUGGCAUGGGACCGAAGCUGGCAGAUAUUCAUGGCUCACUCCAGCUGGCUAUUACUCACCCUGAGUUUUACUGGUACGUCGAUGAAGGCCUCACAGCUGAAAACAUGAAGAGCUCGCUGCUUCGGAGUGAGAUUCUGUUUGGAGCCCCACUCCCCAAUUACUACUCCGUGGACGAUCGGUGGGAAGAACAACACAAAAAGUUUCAGAAGUUUGUGAUCUCCUACGUUGAUCUAUUAUCUUCACAGUCCACAGAGAAGGUGAAAGUUCUCUACGGUGGAACAGACCUGUUUGACUAUGAAGUGCGACGAACCUUUAAGAAUGACAUGUUGCUGGCUUUUAUUAGCAGUGGAUGUAUAGCAGUCCUGGUGUAUGUUCUCACCUCAUUUUCAGCUUUCCUGACCUUCUUUGGAAUUGCCAGUAUUGGCUUGAGCUGCCUGGUUGCCCUAUUUCUAUACCAUGUGGUAUUUGGGAUCCAGUACCUGGGCAUCUUAAAUGGAGUGGCUGCCUUUGUUAUUGUGGGUAUUGGGGUGGAUGAUGUCUUUGUUUUCAUUAACACUUUUCGACAAGCAAGCCACCUUCUCAGCCCACAGGAGAGGAUGAUUCACACCAUCAAAACAGCGGGGAGAGCCACCUUCUUCACCUCUUUCACCACAGCUGCCGCCUAUGCAGCCAAUAUAUUUUCCCAGAUCCCAGCUGUCCAUGACUUUGGACUCUUCAUGUCGUUAAUCGUGGCUUGCUGCUGGGUAGCUGUUCUAUUUCUUAUGCCAGCUGCUCUCUGCAUUUGGAGUCAGUACAUCUCGCCUCAGGAGAUAUCCUGCUGCUCCAGUUGUCAACUUAAGUGUAAAAGGAAAAACAGCAACUCAGCACAGAAUCCAGCAGAAUAUGAUGAUGCACUGCUGGUCACGGAUCAGGAUUCAGUGUUGAUCGGUGGGAGCCUCCAGUAUCUGGAUGAUGAUAUUCCUCUGCUGUCAGUUGAGGAAGAAGCAGCCUCUUUGGACAAUGGAGAAGAACCCUUGGUUUCACUGGCACCAGAAGCUCAGCCACCUAACAAUGGGAUGCACCAUCCAGGACAGCUAAUCACAUGGCUACAGGAUGCACUUUACUAUUUUAUUGCACUCCCUGCAGUGAAGGGUAAAUGGAUAAUCUUAGGUCUUUACAUCAUUACCCUGGUGAUGUCCAUUGGAUUCACAACACAACUGCGCCCUGCAAGCCGAGCCCCAUUGCUCUUCAGCCCUGACACCAACAUUCAGGUGCUCCUCGACCUCAAGUAUAACCUAAGUGCAGAGGGCAUUUCGUGCAUUACCUGCUCAGGUCUGUUUCAGGAGAAACCCCAGCCUCUGCUAAAUAAUAUCCGAGCAUCCUCAGGCAAGAAAAAGCGAGGACAGAUACUCGCAUGGAAUGAAGCAAAUGCAGUACAAGAUGAUCUAUGGACGGUGUAUGUGACAAAGUACGAAGAUGACGUGCAAACCCCAAUUUACAGAUUUUCUCUGCAUCCCUCAGUUCCAUCACCAUGGCACCUCCUGUCGCUGAGGAAUGGGGAGAUCCCAUCAUUUAAAGUGUACACGGUGCCAAAUGGCAACUUCACGAAGAAGCUGACCGUGUGCUCAUCAACUGUUGCUUUGCCAAGUCCCAAGUGUCCAAGAAAGUGGAUGAUCACAACAUUAUCCUGCAACGUAAGGAAAGGCUGGAAGUUUGAUUUUCAUUUCUAUGCAUCAGCAAAGGAGCAACACCACACUCAGAAGCUGUACUAUGCCCAGCUGAGGAAGGCUCCCUACCACAGUCGAAUUUGCCUGGCACCACCUGGCUGCAUUCUUAGUGGAGGACCCAAUGGCCCCAAUCAAGGCUACUUCUUCGUCCCCUACAAGAAAGCUUUCUCGGUGUCAAAUGUUGAAGAGGCCCCAACGUUUGACUUCAACCCCUGCAUGAACGACGGCUGUGGGAAGCCAGCGGUCCGCCCCCUGGUGGACACGGGAGCCAUGGUCUUCAUUGUGUUUGGGAUUCUGGGAGUGAACCGCACACGGAAACAAGACAACCAUGUGAUAGGAGAUAUGGGCAGUGUCAUCUACGAUGAGAGCUUCGACCUGUUCCAAGAAAUUGGGAACCUGUGUAAGAUUUGCAAGGCCAUUGGUGGCAACCAUGAGUUGGUGAAGCCAGGUGGAGCUCAAUGUUUACCUUCUGGUUACAGCGUUUCUACAUUCCUGCAAAUGUUGCACCCGGAAUGCAAGAGCAUACCAGAACCCAACCUGCUUCCUGGGCAACUGUCUCACGGCGCUGUAGGAGUGAGAGAUGGCAGGGUUCAGUGGAUCUCGAUGGCCUUUGAAUCUACAACUUACAAAGGAAAGUCCUCGUUUCAAACCUAUGCAGACUACUUGAAAUGGGAGAACUACCUCCAGGACCAGCUCCUACAGUUUUCCGAGCAAUCAUCCCUACGCCACGGAUUUCAGACGUGUGAGCACUGGAAGCAGAUUUUCAUGGAAAUAAUAGGUGUUCAGAGUGCACUGUACAGUUUGAUGCUUUCUCUGAUAAUCUGUGUUGCAGCAGUUGCUAUUUUCACCACGCACAUCCUACUACUUUUACCAGUGCUCAUGACCAUUCUAGGUGUGAUAUGCUUGAUGGUUGCUCUCAUGUACUGGUUAGGCUGGGAAAUGGGAGCGGUGGAAGCCAUCUCAUUGUCCAUCCUGAUGGGCUCUUCUGUGGAUUACUGUGUCCACCUCGUCGAGGGUUACCUGCUGGCUGGGGAAACCCUUUUGACAGCCGAGACCGAUGAUAAAUGUAACAUGGGGAAAUGGAGGACUCUGGCCGCUGUAAGACACGUCGGUGUCGCCAUCGUCUCCAGUGCCAUCACCACUGUCAUUGCGACAAUCCCCCUUUUCUUUUGCAUCAUAAUUCCAUUUGCCAAGUUUGGGAAGAUUGUCGCCCUGAAUACCGCCAUCUCCAUUCUGUACACAUUAACUGUUAACACGGCCCUGCUCAGCAUUCUGGCUCCAAAUGACUUCUAUCGCUCGAGAAAGUCUUUCCUCAAGGCGAUCGUAGGAGUAGUUGGCAUUGGGAGCGGAGGGUUCUGUAUCUGUCUCCUACUGAUUAAAUUGGGGUACAAAAUCCCAUUCCCCAAUGUAUCAGCACUGUAAUUUAUUUAUACAGAUAAUAUAAGAGACUUCAAAA